Effrenium voratum is the source of this 1081-nucleotide messenger RNA. The record is from the annotation of a GenBank genome assembly. NCBI's taxonomy places the organism in Eukaryota, Dinophyceae, Suessiales, Symbiodiniaceae.
AGAGCCAAUCUCUGAGCCUCUCUGCGUUCGCCGCACCCCAGCUUUCAGGUCAUCGAUCGGCCAUGGCAGUGGUGGCUGUCCGCCGUCCAUCAGAUUUUCCGGAGGCGGACCUGAAUCGUCAGCUAUGCAUGGCAAGCUCUCGCAGAACACGCAGACCACGGCAGGUGCCUGCAGAUUGGACUGUAUGCGAGUAUGAAGCUGAAAAGGAUUGGGUCCUUUGUGAUCGAGUUGAUGCAAUUGCAGCUGAGAUGUCUGAACACCUCAGGCUGAAUUCAAAGGUCGAGGAUUUGCCAACCAGCACAAAGGGUGCCGACUACAUGGAAGUCGACCCGAGUACAAAAGAGGCCACCAUGCGAUUCGCGGAGAUGCUUGAAGAGUGUCUCGAGGACUGCACGCCAGCCAAUAAAGAUCGCCCGAGACAAAGUUCGAAGGAGCCAGUGAAGCGGGAGAUGACACGGGCGGCGCGGAAAGCUGCGUGGCGUGCCACCCAGAAGGAGGAAGAGAAGCAAGGUCUGGAUCAGGACAUUGAAGACUGGAAAACGCACAAAGCCAGGCGGAACCGAAAUUGAGGUGAGACGAGGUUCUGUGAGCGCUUUCCCUGACUUUUGAAGUUCUUGUAUUGCGCUAUGUGUAAGUCACUUGAUUUGACUCCAACAGCAUCAUUCCAAGCCAUUGUGCGACAGUGCAAUCAAUUUCAAGGAGAGUCAGCCCAGUGGCAUCGAAUUCAUGCAAGGCGCAGUCUAGCUGCUGCAAGCAGUGGACAGGUAGGGCCAAAACCACCCUGAGGGUUUUGCUUGCAGCCUUUUUAGAGCCUUGUUGCAAUUCUCUGCAAGACAGCUCGCAAUGGGCUGUUUGUGGACUGGACCUUGGCCGAGCCUGCCCGAAUGCGUGGCAACUCUUCCGACAAGGAGUCAAGAGACCUCGAGUCAGGCUCCACGCCAUCCGUGCACGCGUUCGGCAUCGCGCAUCAAAUUUGGUGAGUGAGCAGGGCAAUGGCAUCACCAAUAAAACCCAGUGGAAAAUCAAGAGCCAUUUGCGCUUCCUUUGCCAAACUGAUGAUGAUUUGGCAAUUUACGUGCGU